GUGGAAAAGGGAGAAGGCAGCUGCUGGGAGCAGGAUCAUUCACCAUGGAGGAGAACAGCACAACAAACUUCACCCUGAACAACACCACUUAUGGAUCUCAGGAUUGGGAGGACUUAAUCAGAUCUGAGUGCUCCAGCAUUUCCCACAGCCUGAUUGCCUUUGCAGGGGUGUGCCUGGGGAUUUCCCUCUGUGGGCUGGCAGGGAAUGGGGUGGUCAUGUGGUUCUUGGGCUUCCACACAAAGCAGAGCCCUUUCACAGUCUACAUCCUAAAUCUGGCUGUUGCUGACUUCUCCCUGCUCCUCCUCUUUCUCCUGCUUCUCUUGGCUUUUUUGACCUUAGUAGCAUUUUGCACAUCUUUGUUUCAUCUUGCUCCGCUCUACAUAGAUUUUGUAGUUGCGGUGGAACUCCUGUGCCAAGUGUUUGACCUGAGCAGCCUGGGGCUGCUGGCAGCCCUCAGCGUGGAGCGCUGCGUCUCCGUCCUCUGUCCCAUCUGGUACCGCUGCCACCGCCCUCGGCACCUCUCGGGCGUCGUCAGCGGGGCCCUCUGGGUCCUCGCAGGGUUUUUUGUUUCCUUCCUCUACCUCACCUCCACUUACACUGAAGACUCUGAGAGUGUCCUUGCAGGUGUAGCCCUCGCCAUUUACGUGGUUUUUUCCCUGAUGAUGUUGGUUUCCAACCUGUUCCUGUUCCUCAAGCUGCGCUGUGGCUCCCAGAGGCGGCAGCCAGGGAAGCUCUUUGUGGCCAUCCUGCUCAACGUCCUGCUGUUCUUUGCCUUAGGCAUCCCUUUCUGCGUGGAGGUUUUCCUCAGCCUCCCUGAUUCCGAUGAUUUACUCCCAGGAGACCCCUCUUUGUUCCUGGCAUUGCUGAACUGCUCCCUCAACCCGGUGAUUUACGUGCUGGUGGGGAGCUGCCGGCGGCGGCGCUUCCAGCGCUCCGUCAGAGUCGCUCUGCGGAGGGUGUUUGAGGAGAAAGCCGGGAGUGACGAGGGCAGCCACGGCCCUGGGGACACUGUGGUGGAGGUGACAGCUCUGUGAGGCACUUCUGGACAUGUGGCACCUCAGAGACAGCCUGAAGUAUUGGAGACAAGGCCACUCCAAGCAGCAUAGCCAGGCUUGGUCCAGUUCCCCAGCUGUGUUUAUUCCCCAUGGAACCACCCUCGCUGCCCCAUCCAUAGGGAAUAAUCUCUGUUGAUGAAGGAAAGUCUGCUUAAAUAGUAGGGCAAAGGGUGUUGGCUUGGUGAUGAUGGGAUUUGGGGUGUAAGGCGGUAAGAGAUGGGUGAAAAUUACAAUUUGGGGAAAAUGGAGAGGAAAAAGAGAGAAAGAGAGAGAAAGAGCAAAGGGAAAAAAUGUGAGAGGAAAAAUAAAGGAAAAAUUAAAAAUACAACAAACAAGAAAGGAAAUAAGCAAGAGAAUGAAUGGGAGAGAAACAGAAAAAAGAACAAAGUACAUCAGAAAGUAAAAAAUAAAGAUUGAGAAUGACAAAGGAUUCGCUUGCACAGGAGAGAUCAAGAAGGAUAUCCCUGGUGUGCUAAAUCCCCAUAAAUAUUUGGGUCAGUCACACAGGGGCUGUUCCUGCUCCCUCUGAAAUCACUGGAGGAAAAGUUAUUCACCCAAGCACAGCAGUGUUAUAGCAAAACCAAUCUGGAAUUAGCUGUUAUAAAAUAAAAUUGGCUUUUCUGUCCUUUUUCAGUAGA
Messenger RNA from Motacilla alba alba, 1693 nucleotides. Its product is annotated as mas-related G-protein coupled receptor member A2-like. NCBI's taxonomy places the organism in Eukaryota, Metazoa, Chordata, Aves, Passeriformes, Motacillidae. Gene Ontology annotation, cellular component: membrane. Gene Ontology annotation, biological process: G protein-coupled receptor signaling pathway. Gene Ontology annotation, molecular function: G protein-coupled receptor activity. The record is from RefSeq and is a predicted model, not a curated record. The transcript has a single exon. The coding region runs from base 45 to 1034 and encodes 329 amino acids.